This is a messenger RNA of Musa acuminata subsp. malaccensis (wild Malaysian banana), 1812 nucleotides long. RefSeq lists its product as uncharacterized. Gene Ontology annotation, molecular function: DNA-3-methyladenine glycosylase activity. The record is from RefSeq and is a predicted model, not a curated record. Lineage: Eukaryota; Viridiplantae; Streptophyta; Magnoliopsida; Zingiberales; Musaceae. Gene Ontology annotation, biological process: base-excision repair.
CCAUCUCCAACUCUCUCUGUACAUCUCAACCAUCUCUUACACAUCUUAACAGCAUGUGCAGCUCAAAUAUCAAGUCAGACCACGCAGCGGUGGCCGAGAUUGACGGAAGGCCGGUCCUGCAGCCGGCUUCCAACCGCGUCACGCUGUCGGAAGCCGGCUGGCCGCUCAAGAAACCCCUACAGAAGUCGGUCUCCUUGCCCACAUGGUUCACCAAAACUGCUGCCUGCUUUGAUGUCGAUUCUGGUGACGGUAACCUCAGUGCCCUGCCUAAGCUCUCGCCACUGCCGUCUCCCACGUCGAAGCCGGCGAGGAUCGUACCCGAGCGAGGGAACGAGCCGAACGGCCUCUGUUCCAGCACUGAAAAGCCUGUAGUGCCCAAGGUCCCCGUCAAGUCGGCUGCGAUGGUGAGGAAGAACCCCAAGAAAUCCGCCGGAGGAAGCCAAGUGGCGGUUUCGAUCGACUUCUCGUCGGCGUUUGAGUUCGACAGAGUUCCUGGAAGCAUUGCAGCUGCGCAGAGGGAGCAUGCGGCGCUCGUGCAAGCGCAGAGGAAGCUGCGCGUCGCACACUACGGACGGACGGCGGCUAAGCUUGAAGAGAUGGUGGUUUCCGUUGACCAUCCCGGCAACGGCACGAGCGGCCAUGAGGAGAAGAAAUGCUGCUUCAUAACACCAAAUUCAGAUCGUGUAUAUGUUGCUUACCAUGAUGAGGAGUGGGGAGUUCCUGUCCACGAUGACAGAAUGCUGUUUGAGUUGCUAGUGCUAACAGGUGCUCAAGCUGGGAUGGAUUGGACUGCCAUACUGAAGAAAAGGAAUGGGUUCAGGGCAGCAUUUGCAGAAUUUGACGCACGGACGGUCUCCAAGUUUACAGAGAGGCAGAUGGCUUCAAUCAGUGUGGAACACGGGCUGGAUUUGGGAAGAGUUAGAGGGGUUGUGGCAAAUGCUAACAGAAUCAUAGAGGUGAGAAGAGAGUUCGAGUCCUUGGACAAGUAUCUGUGGGGGUUCGUCAACCACAAGCCCAUCUCCACCAGCUACAGGUCACGCAGAAAAAUCCCUGCUAAGACCUCCAAAUCGGAGUCCAUCAGCAAAGACAUGGUUCGCCGCGGGUUCCGGUUCGUCGGCCCGACCGUCGUCCACUCCUUCAUGCAGGCCGCCGGCCUCACCAACGACCACAUCGUCUCCUGCCCCCGCCACCGCCAUUGCUCAACCCUCUCUGCUAUAAACUGACCUUACAAUUCUCUUUUGAAGUUAUCCAAGGUUUGUGUAUUUUGUGACUCGUUUGGUGUAUAGUUUUGGGUGUGAGGCGUGUAGAAAUAGGAGUGGAAGACUUGAUGAGGAGGGUGUGUGUCUUGUGAUUGCAGGAACAGGGGACAUAGCAUGUGAUCACUACAUGCCUCAUUAUUCCUCACUCACUUUCAGCUCAACAUAUCCUCCCUCUUGUGAAGACAAGUUGCCAUGUUUCUAGGUAGAGAAACGCCUUGUCAAAGCUUCCACCAACUCCAGUGACUUCCAUUUACCAACCAAGGAUAAAGAGAACAAGGAGGAGCCUCCAUUGCAAGGGAGAUGGAUGGGCUCAUACAUAGUGUGUGCCAUGUGUUUGUGCACUUUGCUUGGCAAGUAGUAUAUACUGUUCCCUUUGUUUAUGCAGCCAUAUGUGCAAGAAUAUUAUUCACGUGGGACUGCUUUUAUUUUGGUCUACCUUUUCACUUUUUCUUAGAUCAACUAUGGCAAUUGUUAUGUGCUACCAUUAGCUGUGUGGAAAGUGCAUGUUGUUGUACCAAAGAGAAUAAAAGCACAUGGUUCUCAUUUUCUGCAA